Messenger RNA from Cylicocyclus nassatus, 1317 nucleotides. The record is from the annotation of a GenBank genome assembly. NCBI's taxonomy places the organism in Eukaryota, Metazoa, Nematoda, Chromadorea, Rhabditida, Strongylidae.
AUGCUCUCAGCUGUCCAUCUGGCUAUUCUAGUGGGAUUGGGGACUCAUGCUACAAGGUUUUCACAAAUCCCAGCUCUUAUUUUGACGCUUCAGUUCAAUGUUCAAACGAUGGUGACUAAUACACUGAUCACUGAUCUAGCCGAAAAAGCUGAUUAUUAUCUUAUUUGGAUUGGUCUGAGAUGUCCCGAUACGAAUGCGAAAAAUUGUAGUUGGGCAGAUUGCCAAGGAGCACCAGAUCAGUACGACGCAUUUCAUCCAAGCGAACCUAGUGGAUUAGGCAAAUGUGUGUCGAUAUAUCAUGGCCAGUGGUUCACAGAACACUGUGAUUCCAAGUUUGGAUUCGCUUGUGAAUUGGAAGCAAAAGCAUCCUGUGGUGAUUACGACAACUAUGGCGGUUAUUGCUACAAGGCCUACAAUCAACCUCUGUCGCAGAAUGAUGCAGAAUCCCAGUGUCAAAACGAAUGCGGGCACCUUGUAUCUAUCCAUAGUGCAGAUGAAAAUCAAAUGAUUUUGGAUACAUACACUGGCAAUGUGAAUUAUGUUCGAGUUGGGUUGCAGGCAAGCGGCAAAACUUUUGUUUGGUCGGAUAAUACCACUUUCGACUACAACAACAUAGGAUACAGCAGCUCAACCAUUGGCGACUGUAUGGCACUGUCAGCUGUAGAUGAAGUGAUCCCUCGCGGAAAAUGGAUAUCCGUCUCCUGUGCACAGCGAUUACCAUUUAUCUGCAAAAGAGAAAGUGAGUGCUAUGAGUCUACAACUCCUGGUGCAACAACACCUGCGACCCUAGCUCCUUCAACCUGCGAUUCCCCUUAUUUCAUGGAUCAGAACGGAACCUUUUACUCGCCUGGUUUUCCGAACUCCUACAGUAACUCCAAAGCAUGUUAUUAUAUUCUCACAAUCGAACAAGGAGAAGUAGUACAGCUCCACUUUGUUAAUCUCCAGCUCAGCCAAGGUAGCAGCAUCGAACUAUUUAACUCGAUCACUGAUUCCACACCAUUUUUGAAUAUAACAACAAAUGUUCCAUCUUCUCAAUAUUUCACAUCAACAUCAAAUGUGAUGAAGAUGGUCUUUGUAGCUGGUAAUGAUGCUGUUGGUAUCAACAGAUGGGAGGCGAAUUUUUCUCCAAAGGAGAAUGAUGUUUUGAUAAUUGAAAGUCAAAAGAGAACGGUGUUGGGUAGUCAAAAUACUGCCAUAAUGCCUCAGGCUGUUUUCAGAGUGCCCGUGCCAGCGCCGUUACAGCGCCGUGAAAGAACGCCGAUCAAUAUGGAGCAGAGCUGGAACGGGGCUGGCACUCGGCGCAGGGACACCUUUUAA